AUGCCGGUUGAUAAAUCUUGGAUCAAUCUUUCUAGUAGGUCAUGUGAGGAAUAUAUAAAUGGAGUAACAGAGUUUGUUGAUUAUGCAUUUCAACGUAUUAAAGAUGAAGAUAUGAAGAUAAAAUGUCCUUGUAAUGAUUGUAACAAUAGAUAUAGAAGAACACGAGUUGAGGUUACAAGAGACCUCUUAUGGAAAGGGAUGAGGCGUGAUUAUACUAGAUGGCAUCUCCAUGGAGAGGGAAAUAGUGAUGAGGACGAUGAAGGUAGUGAUGAGAAUGAGGAUAAUAGUAGUGAUGAUGAACAAAAUAUUGAUGAUAUCCAUAAUAUGAUACGAGAUGCUUAUCCUCGUAUGAGAGAUGUUGAGGAAACAAGUGGGAGUGAAUCGCAAGAUCCAAAUGAAGAAGCAAAGGAGUUUUAUAGAUUGGUUGAAGAGGCAGAUCAACCACUUUAUUUGGGAUGUAAAAAGUAUUCCAAUUUGUCCUUCAUUGUCAAAUUAAUGCACAUAAAGUGCAAGAAUUCAUGGAGCAACAACUCAUUCACAAUUUUGCUGGAGCUACUGAAGGAUGCAUUUCCAAUGUGUGAAAAAUUGCCCAUAUCCCACUAUGGGGCAAAGAAGAUUGUGAGUGAUCUUGGUCUAAACUAUGAAAAGAUCGAUGCAUGCAAAAAUGAUUGUAUGCUAUAUUACAAGGAGCAUUCGGAAGCAGAUAAGUGCUCAGUUUGUCGGAUCUCAAGAUGGAAGUUGAAUAGCAAGGGUGGUAAAAGGGAUGCUAAAAAAGUCCCAUGGAAGGUAUUGCGAUAUUUUCCUCUUAAGCCGAGGCUACAAAGAUUAUUUAUGUCAUCAAAAACAGCUCCAGACAUGAGAUGGCACCAUGAGAAUCGUUCUAAUGAUGAAGUACUAAGGCAUCCCGCAGACGCUGAGGCUUGGAAAUCAUUUGAUCGAACUCAUGAGUCCUUUUCCUCAGAUCCUCGCAAUGUAAGGCUUGGGUUAGCUACCGAUGGAUUUAAUCCUUUUGGAAACAUGAGUGUUAGCUAUAGUUGUUGGCCUGUUGUCGUAUUCCCUUACAACAUUCCCCCGUGGAUGUGUAUGAAAGAGCCUUACCUAUUCAUGUCUCUACUUAUUCCGGGCCAAAAGGGUCCUGGCAAUGAUAUCGAUGUAUUUUUAAGGCCAUUAAUUGAUGAGUUAAAAGAAUUAUGGGAAAAGGGUGCUGAAACCUAUGAUGCUUCAACGCAGGAAAACUUUCAAAUGAGAGUUGCAUUAAUGUGGACUAUCAAUGACUUUCCUGCGUACGCUUAUACCUCGGGUUGGAGUACACAAGGGAAUCUUGCAUGCCCUUGCUGUGGUAGUGAGACUUCUCAUCAUAGGUUAAAGCAUGGUAGCAAAAUGUGCUAUAUGGGUCAUCGUCGAUUUCUUCCUCCUGACCAUAAAUGGCGAUCACAAAAAGCACAAUUUGAUGGUAAGAGAGAGAGAAAAGGGGCACCAAAACGAUUAUCUGGUGAUGAUGUGCUGAAUCAACUUGGUACUCUGCCACCAAUAACACUAGGCAAGGCCGUUAAAAGGAAAAGGUUACCUGGGCGUGGAAAGUGCCACAAUUGGAAGAAGCAUAGUAUUUUCUUUGAUUUGCCGUAUUGGAGAACAUUGUUAUUGCGUCAUAAUUUGGAUGUGAUGCACAUUGAGAAAAAUAUAUGUGAUAGUGUGAUGGGGACAGUAUUAGAUAUUGAUAAGAAAAGUAAAGAUUCCUUAAAUGCUAGGCUCGAUCUAAAAAUGAUGGGUAUACGAAAGGAACUUCAUCCUGAAGAUGGGAAGACUACUUUUCCUCGUGCUUGUUAUACACUCUCAAAAGAUGAGAAAAAGGCUGUGUUUCAGUGGUUGCAAAAUCUAAAGGUUCCGGAUGGUUACUCUGCAAAUUUGUCUCGGUGUGUGAAUGUAGGAGAACAGAAGAUUUUUGGUAUGAAAACUCAUGACUGUCAUGUCUUCAUGGAGAGAUUACUCCCUCUUGUAGUGCGUGAAUUAUUACCUAAAAAGGUAUCUGAUGCUUUGAUCAAGCUUAGCAAUUUUUUAAAAGAAUUAUGCUCUAAAGUUUUACGGUUGGAGGACUUGGAGCAUAUGGAGCACACAAUUCCUAUAAUUCUUUGUAAGUUAGAAAGAAUUUUUCCACCUGCUUUCUUUGAUGUAAUGGUACACUUGCCAAUUCAUCUACCUUGGGAAGCUAAAGUUGCCGGUCCAGUGCAAUAUCGAUGGAUGUAUCCGAUUGAAAGGUAUUUGUGUAAGCUCAAGGGUUAUGUUCGUAACAAGGCACACCCAGAAGGGUCGAUUGCAGAAGGGUAUGUGGCAGAUGAAUGUCUAACAUUUUGCUCACGGUAUCUAAUUGGGAUCGAAACAAUAUUUAAUCGACCUGAGCGAAAUGAUGAUCAAUGUCCAGCAACAUGUGAUGAUACCCCUCGAUUACCCAUAUUCUCUAGGAGAGGCCGCCCUUAUGGGAAGAGUGUAGUUCGAGAGUUAAACAACACUGAUUAUUAUGUAGCAUCGCUUUAUGUCCUACAAAAUUGUGAUGAGAUCGAGCCCCUUGUUCAAGAACAUAGGAACAUCCUUGUAGACUUGGGUGUCAAUGUUGACGAGAUGCCUAGACAUGAGUUCAUUUGUUCGUUCAAAGAAAGGAUCACAAAACUUUAUAAUGAUGGAAACGAGCAAGUUGACGAGCAUGUGCGAUCAUUGGCUUGGGGUCCAGAUAAACGAGCUACACACUACCCUUGUUACAAUGUCAAUGGGUUUAGGUUUCGUACUAAACUACGUGAUGAUGGUAAAAAAACACAAAAUAGUGGUGUUAUGGUGAAAGGGGAAUAUCAAAAUAUGUCUUAUUAUGGAUUGAUAACAGACAUCAUCGAACUCCGUUACACAAAGGGGAAUUCUGUUGUUUUGUUUAAAUGUGAUUGGUAUGAUGUAGCUCGAGAAGGAAUUGGUUAUAAGCUAGAUCGUCAUGGGAUCACUAGUAUUAAUAGAACACGUAAGCUAAACACACAAGAGCCAUUUGUGUUAGCGUGUCAAGCAAUACAAGUUUACUAUGUAAGUUGUAUAAAAGAUCUAGCAUGGAGCACUGUGAUUGAGACCAAGCCAAGAAAUCUUUAUGACAUGCCAGCAAAUGAAGAAGAGCCUUAUCAAGAAGAAGAGGUUCAAAGAUUCAAUACACAUGUGGCUGGAGCAAAUGAAGAAGAUGAUGAGAUGAACUAG
Quercus lobata is the source of this 3225-nucleotide messenger RNA. RefSeq lists its product as uncharacterized. The record is from RefSeq and is a predicted model, not a curated record. The transcript has 4 exons. Bases 1 to 3225 code for a protein of 1074 amino acids. Lineage: Eukaryota; Viridiplantae; Streptophyta; Magnoliopsida; Fagales; Fagaceae.